This is a messenger RNA of Physella acuta, 907 nucleotides long. RefSeq names its product ribosome biogenesis protein NSA2 homolog. The record is from RefSeq and is a predicted model, not a curated record. NCBI's taxonomy places the organism in Eukaryota, Metazoa, Mollusca, Gastropoda, Physidae.
ACUUAACAGAAAAGAGUUCCUUUUAAUGUUGACUUGCUAAACAGCGAGUCGGGUUUUCAGAAAUAAAAACAAUCCAAAAUGCCUCAAAAUGAAUAUAUUGAAUUACAUACCAAGCGCCAUGGAAGGAGAUUUGACUAUGAAGAGAGAAAGAGAAAGAGGGAAGGCCGCAAGCCUCAUGAAAUGGCAGAAAAGGCCAAGAAACUUAGGGGCAUCAAGGCCAAAUUGUACAACAAAAAGAGGCAUUCAGAAAAAAUACAGAUGAAAAAGACAAUCAAAAUGCAUGAGGAAAGGAAAACCAAACAGAAGUCAACAGACAAUGAUUCUAAAUAUGGUAAUCCAACAUAUCUCUUGGAACGUGAGAAUCAGAUUCGUGCCAAAAUCCUCUCCAAUACCAUCAAACAGAAGCGCAAAGAAAAAGCGGGCAAGUGGGAUGUUCCAAUACCCAAAGUUAGGGGAGUUUCAGAAGCAGAGGUGUUUAAAGUUGUCAAAACUGGAAAGACAAAAAGGAAAGCUUGGAAAAGAAUGGUCACUAAAGUCACAUAUGUCGGUGAGGGAUUUACAAGAAAGCCUGUCAAAUUUGAGAGAUUUAUAAGACCUAUGGCUCUCCGUUUUAAAAAAGCCAAUGUGACACAUCCAGAGUUGAAGGCCUCAUUUUUCCUUCCAAUUAUUGGUGUGAAGAAGAAUCCCAGCUCUGCCAUGUAUACAAGUCUUGGUGUUAUAACUAAAGGAACAGUUAUUGAGGUUAACAUAAGUGAACUGGGUCUUGUUACAAAUGCUGGAAAAGUUGUGUGGGGUAAAUAUGCACAAGUCACAAAUAAUCCAGAAAAUGACGGUUGCAUAAAUGCUGUCUUGCUGGUUUGAAUGUGUAUUCUUUGGGGGAUGGGUCAUGUUCAAAUAAAAUUAUUAC